CAUUCCUCUACCUUCUUUACUGCAUUCGAUAAUUAUGAAGUUUAUAUGGCUAAUGGAUGGCUGGAACCUUCUUCAGCUAAACUUUCAUAUUUGCAAGUCUGCACCUUCUGUCAAACUUGCGCAAACUGAAACCUUACUGAUUACAAAAACGUGAAAACAAAUUAACAGUAUAGAGAUACACUUUGUAACGACCGCUGCUGUUCUUGCUUCAAAAGCUUGAUUUUAUGUUUUUUUUUCUUUCUGAGAAAGGAACAACUUACGAAAAGACGCGAAAAUAUUAAUUUCGUCCUAUUGUGCUGUUUUGCCCCCAAUCUAACGAACUCUGGUCGUUAAUUCCCUAUAACUUAUUGAACAGUCAUGUCUUUCUAGUUUUUUUUUUCAUAGUAUCUCUGUUUUUGUUAUUUCCAUUGGUCUGUUCCAUGCUCUGUACAAUUUGUACAAUUUCAAAAAACAACUCUAUAUUAUUAAUACCUCUUUUAUCAGUGAACCUAAAAGAUGGGUGACAUUGAAGAACGAAGAGCCGCACGGCUACGUGGUGCUGGACGUUACCGUGUUUCAGAAACCGAGUUCGCUCUUGAUCCGAACCUGCUAAAGCAGCUCGACUCUUCGUCUCCUGUCGCUAGUGAAAAGGCGGAUGAAGAAGAUUCUCAGAAAAAAGACAAACAUAAUGUCUCAAUGAACAUUGAUACCGCUCCUCUUUCUCGGAGCGAACAGGCUUCUACUCCCAGCUCUUCCAACCGAAAACGAGUUUCAGAAGAGCAACUUGAUAUACCAUCACAUGUCAAAAAGAGUUCCCCGUAUUCUGCUCGGCAAACAGCUCGUGGGGGACCAGCGUCUGUUCAAAAAAAAAAGGUGCUUGAACGGAGGCGACGAACACUGGAACGUUCCGGAGAGCUUACGGACCAACUAUCUCACGAUGGUGAGUUUAGUUUUCAGUUUCGCAGUCAAAUUGCUGCUGAUAAAUCGUCUUUACAACCGCCAGUUCAAACGAGUACUCCACUGCAGGUAGAGUCAUCGCCAAAGUUAAGCAAACCGCACUCACCAAAUCUCGAGUUACAAGAUCGUUCGAGAUUACAGUCUACACCCAUUCCGUCUGAACGAAUUCCAUCGCCACCCACAGCCGUAAGCCCAAAACUUGCAAGCUCUCCGUUGCUUAUCGGACCUACCGCUGCUUCCCUUAUUGAGGAAAUUACUGGCCAUGUACCUGAUACGUCCCAAAAUAGCUUGCCAUCAGUAAACAACACGCUGUCUACUGUCCAAGAAAGUGCGAGCAAUGCUUCAUCAGAUCAACCUGUUGUCACAAAGGAGCAACCUCCAACAGCAUUUCAGCGCACAGUUGACGCCGCGGGCGACGAACGGACGCCUUUGGAAGUUGUUCAGUUUGAACUUCAAAAAUUACACGGGCUUAAACGAGCCACUAAUGCACUUCACGACAUGGAAGUUGUCCAUCAGUACAUAAAGGAAUCUCUUGAAGAAGAGGUUCCGCCAACUACGUUCUUACUGAAAGUUAAAAACGCAUUUGCACAGCAAAUCAUGCUUCGGUUUACGGAGCUUACAGAUUUGCUCGAUACACAGUCUUUACUUCUUGCAAAUGCACGAAAGGCAGCUCGUCAAAAGCUAGCACUACAGCGUGAAUUAGCAGCCGUUCGGGACGAAAGAAUUACUAUAUCACAACGAAAACUGGACCUUCGUCGUGAGUAUCGAGAUCUUAUAUCAAAAGAGAAGGGCUUAAGCGAGUUGGAUAGCUUUGUGAGAGAAGCUGAACAAUUGAAAAGAUUCGCUGCGGAGCUUCCACAGCCAGAUUCCUCAAAAGCAUUUGGUACUGAAGAAGGUGAUGACUGCAUUUCGAAUUUGACACGUUUUUCCGAGCUAUUCGCCAAAGGUGCUGACUUUUCUUCUCAGUUUUCUCAGCUAGUCCAAGCUUCCAAAAACAUGUUUUAAAAACUAACGAACCUCUCAACCUAACAGUCUUCUCCACGGUGACCCUUUCAUUGUCAUUGAUGAAGACAUUUGUGUAUAUUACCAAUUUUAUUUCCCAAGUUUUUCUCUAUUUUCCUUUUAAUUAUGCCUAAUCAGAAACGCUCAUUUAACCAUCCUUACAAAUGCUUUAAAUGUUUUAAACUAUGUAUACUAUGAUUUUU
Molecule: messenger RNA, 2141 nt
Organism: Schizosaccharomyces japonicus yFS275
Lineage: Eukaryota; Fungi; Ascomycota; Schizosaccharomycetes; Schizosaccharomycetales; Schizosaccharomycetaceae
Product: kinetochore protein Mis17
Exons: 4
Coding region: 496-1941 (481 amino acids)
Source: RefSeq, a predicted model, not a curated record